AUGGGACUGGAUGCAGCUCCAAGUUCCACAAAUUUUGCUACCGAAAUCUCGGUCUCAUCACUGUUGUGCGACUUGAGAAUUUUAUUAACCUUUUUAGCCUGCAUUAUCAAAUCUACAAAGAAAAUACUUUGUUCCUUUCCAUCCCAAGUGGACGAUCAACAAUCUCUUACUCAGACCAUUAUUCGAUCAACUCUGCUUCCUUUGGCUGAUCUCUCUUUGAAAAUCCAACCCGUCUCAAUGCAGAAAAAUAAUUGCUCGAGAUACAUGUACCAACGAUCGCUGGUUAAGGCUGAGAUUCUGGAUUCUUGGACGUGGAGUCGAAUUGAGCGAAUCAUGGAAUCACUCACAUCCUCUGUGCUUGAAAGUACCGAUUCAGCUAUGCUACACAAGCCUCGUUUCACCCUAUCUAGCGUCCUAGACACUCCUGUAAAACACGAGAGCUCAGAGGUCAAGAAAUCUGCGGUUUUUGCACUCCGCCCCAUUCACAGUCGGCUGCAAACACCUAAUCUAGUGGCGGGCCGAGUGGCUGCACGGCCUGAAUCCGGUGUUGUCAAAGGCGCCGUCCAGCACCAACGAUUGGAUCCGACGAAUAUCUGCAUCAUCGGUACAAGAAGAGCUGGUGGUGGUGAUAUCGGCCGAGUCAUGCUUGACGUCAGCACUAAUGCUUCCACGCUUAAGUAUUCCUUAUACAUAGGUCAGCCUGUCGUAAUUAAGGCUACAAACGUGAAUGGUCGCUGUCUUACUGCGUUUAACUUUUAUCAGUUAAAACCUCCUCCCCUUUUCAACAUCGAAGAUGUACUGUGUCCGGACCUCCGUAUUGCAGUCGCUUGUGGUCCUUUCACGACGAACACCACUCAUGAUAUUACGCCAUUGUUAGCUCUUCUAAAAAGUAUCAAAGAGCAACAACCCCAUGUGUUAAUCUUACUCGGUCCAUUCGUUGACUCCUCGCAUCCGCUCAUUGGGCAGUACUGUGACUCCACCUUUGACGAACUUUACCAAUCCCGCCUCAACGCGGUGGCAGAGUGGUGCUUCCUGCUGAAGACGAGAGUUGUCAUAGUGUCCUCGUGGCGCGAGGUCUGUGGAAGUCCUGUUUACCCGACCCCUCCCUCUUUCGAUUCCGCGAAACCGCCCUGGACUAAUACGAAUCCGGAAAUGGCCUCUUGGUAUGAAAACGUGACAUUUGUGUGGGAUCCCAGCACGAUCAAAAUUGGACCCUAUUAUGUUGGUUUGUCUUCGCCUGAUGUACUCUUCCAAAUGAGUUCAGAGGAGAUAAGUGCCAACUGUUCUGGCGAUCGCUUGGCUCGCCUUUGCCGGCACGUCUUGACUUCGGGGACGUACUAUCCGGUUCAUCCAGCGUCCGAAGACCUGCCUCUUGACUAUCCUCUAUGGUGCGAGCACGCCCAACUACCCCCGGAUCACUCUCCUCAUUGCAUCGUACUGCCCUCUAGACUUAGAACAUUCAUCAAGGAUGUGGAUGGUGUGGUAUGCGUCAAUCCUGGGCUGACUGCACGCCCAAGCAGUGCCACUGGUGGUAGCUAUGCUCUACUACUUUUCACCAGAUCCCAAGUUGGUGAUAAUAAUCAAACGGCUGAGAGGGUAUGCAAAAAAGUAGCUAUUUACGGCGAGGUACUACAGCUCUAG
Messenger RNA from Hydatigera taeniaeformis, 1641 nucleotides. The record is from the annotation of a GenBank genome assembly. NCBI's taxonomy places the organism in Eukaryota, Metazoa, Platyhelminthes, Cestoda, Cyclophyllidea, Taeniidae.